Boleophthalmus pectinirostris (great blue-spotted mudskipper) is the source of this 1799-nucleotide messenger RNA. It is a transcript of the gene slc2a11l, whose product is annotated as solute carrier family 2 member 11, like. The record is from RefSeq and is a predicted model, not a curated record. Gene Ontology annotation, molecular function: hexose transmembrane transporter activity. Gene Ontology annotation, biological process: monosaccharide transmembrane transport. The transcript has 12 exons. NCBI's taxonomy places the organism in Eukaryota, Metazoa, Chordata, Actinopteri, Gobiiformes, Gobiidae. Bases 53 to 1549 code for a protein of 498 amino acids. Gene Ontology annotation, cellular component: membrane.
GAAAAUUUGAAACUAGAUUGAGUACAGAGAUGACACACAGACGACUUCAGCUAUGUCCCUGAAUGAUCGACUUUUACUUGAGUGUCCCCUGCUUAUUGCUGCCAUUUUCAUCUGUGGCAUUGGAGGGGCCUAUCAAUAUGGAGUCAGUAUAUCCUCAAUGACCUCUCCCUCUUUAUUCAUCCAGGAGCUAGUGAACAUUACCUGUAUAGAAAGAUAUGGUGUUAACCUGGAACAGUGGCAGAUUUCUCUGAUCUGGUCUUUUAUUGUGUCCAUUUUCUGUAUUGGAGCAUUACUGUCUGCACUGUUGGCUAAUUCUAUCAUGUCAAAAUUUGGGAGAAAAAAAUGUCUUUUAUUAAACAGUAUUCCAGCUCUAAUUGCAGCUGUGUUGAUGCUCCUAAGUAAGACAGCCAUGUCUUUCGAGAUGAUAAUGGUGGCACGCUUUCUCUAUGGCAUGAAUGCAGGACUCGGGCUCAUAGCUCAUAUCAUAUACCUGGUGGAGUGUGCCCCCAAAAGGCUGCGCGGGGCAGUGGGGGUCACAGUGGCCUCCUUUAUUUCUUUGGGGAAAUUCAGUGGUCAGCUCCUGGGAAUCAGUGAUUUGCUUGGCACCAGGGAGAGGUGGCCCUGGCUGCUUAGUUUCACUGGUUUGACAUCACUUGUUCAGCUGCUCACUUUGCCGCUGCUGCCAGAGUCUCCCAGCUUCCUGCUGCUGGCUACAGGAGACCGACCGGCCUGUGAGCAAGCUCUGAAGAGGUUGUGGGGGGACGGGGACUACCACUUGGAGAUGGAGGAGAUUUUGAAGGAGAAGGUGGUGCAGCAGAACGCAGGGACACGGACAGUACUGCAGCUGUUCAGAAACCAGGACAUCCGCUGGCAACUCAUCUCAGUCAUAGUCAUAUUCACCACCCUGCAGCUCUGUGGCAUCAAUGCUGUUUACUUUUACUCAUAUGAAGUCUUCCGUCAAGUGGGAAUCGGUGAGAAGGACCUCCGUUACGCUGCGCUGGGAACCGGUUUGUGCGAGCUGUCCGCCUCUUUAUCCCUGUUUUUCAUAGCCCAGUAUUCAGGCAAAAAGAUGAUGCUUUUCAGAGGGUAUGCGCUGAUGUCGGUGAUGCUGGUUCUCCUCACCAUCACCAUGUGUCUGCAGACACAUCUCUCAUGGAUGCCUUAUUGCAGCAUGGUCCUGAUUUUUCUUUUUAUAUUCUCUUUUGCUAGUGGACCAUCUGGCGCCUCCGCUCCUGUUCCUGGGGAGCUUUUCACACAAGCGUACAGGUCUGCAGCCUUCACUGUUGGAACCUCUCUCAACUGGGCUGGACUCUUUUGUGUGGGAAUGCUCUUUCCCGUCUUAGUUGAAAAAAUGGCUCACUUUUGUUUCCUAAUAUUUCUGAUUUUCUGUGUGUCUACUUGUUUGUAUGUGAGGUUUUGCUUUCCUGAGACCAAUAAUCGUUCACCUCUGGAGAUUGCUGCAGAGUUUAAGAAAAUACACAAAUCUGUAAAAACACCUUCCAAUGAGCUAACAAAAAACUAUGGUACACUAUGUGAAACAAAGUUCUGACAAUAUUUGUUUCAAAAAGUACAACUCAAACUAUGUCUUCUAUGGAUUAACAAUAAAGGUUUUAUGAUUUUACAACCUUAAUGCUUUUUUGUAAGGAUAUUGCUAUCACUCAGAUUUAGAUGACCAAUGGAUACUUAGCAAUGACAUUAUGCUGGGGGUAUUCUGCAUGUAUCUGUAAUGGUGGAAUGUUUAAGAGUUACACAUUAGCAAACAGCAUCAAAAAAGUUUUAAGAUUACAAUAAAUAAAUAA